Rhizophagus irregularis DAOM 181602=DAOM 197198 is the source of this 255-nucleotide messenger RNA. NCBI's taxonomy places the organism in Eukaryota, Fungi, Glomeromycota, Glomeromycetes, Glomerales, Glomeraceae. The record is from RefSeq and is a predicted model, not a curated record.
AUGGAAACGGGUCGCCCAAAUUCUCAUAAACGAAAACAAGAACAAGACCGUUUAAAGUUGGCACGUCUUAGUAAAAAUUCAAUGGAUUACGCGAGAGCAUGUCUUAUAUUAAGUAAUCUAUUGUCAAUAUUUUCUAUCAUUGUCGCAGCAACUAUACCAUUACAUAUGGUAUCAACUAGUGAUGCAGUUCCCAAUGAAUUGGCAAAACCGUGUGAACCAAAUGUGCCGUUAAUGUUAUUAUUAUUAAUGCCGUAA